Messenger RNA from Rhagoletis pomonella (apple maggot), 2882 nucleotides. It is a transcript of the gene cd, whose product is annotated as chorion peroxidase. The transcript is spliced from 5 exons. Lineage: Eukaryota; Metazoa; Arthropoda; Insecta; Diptera; Tephritidae. Gene Ontology annotation, biological process: response to oxidative stress. Gene Ontology annotation, molecular function: peroxidase activity; heme binding. Bases 248 to 2767 code for a protein of 839 amino acids. The record is from RefSeq and is a predicted model, not a curated record.
CCGUGAUAGUAGCAGCGUCGUGUAUUGCAAUUGAAAGUACCGGUGUUGCUUGCGCAUUCAGUUAGUCAGCCAAUUAGCCAGUGAGCGGUUCGUUUUAGCAUUUUGCCGUUAUUUAAAAGAGCCUGAUUUUGAAGAGAAAAACUAUUAAUUAAACUAAAUUACGGUUAAUGAACUACAUAUGUACAUAAUUGUGAGAAAUUUAAUUUCGCAAGUUGUGUGUUGAUUUAUUUUUAAUUAGUGUGUCAAAAUGGCUGAGGAAACCACACCGUUAACCGCUGGAAUAUCACCACCACCUUUGGGUCCAGCCUACGUUUUCCCAGGCGGUGUGUCGCCACGUUCGCGUCGUUACCGGAAAAUGCAACAGUUUCAAUGCUGUUUAGGCCUAACUGUCGUACUGAUUAUUAUUGUUGCUUUGCUCAUUGCACUAGCGCUAGUAGAAGAAACACAAGAGCCGCCUCCGCCCAUACUACUUCUAGCGAGUACAACAAACGAAACAAAACCCGCCAACAACAGUGCGGAUGCAAGCGCCGUACUCGAAGCCACAAUAGCGCCAUUGGACGAUGAACCCGCUGCUGAGUGGGCACUCAAGCAAACAAAAAUGAAUCGAAUGCAAACCGAUCAGGCUAUAAGUGCCGGUAUUAAAGCGUUGGGUGACCGCGAAAUCUUGGAAGAAAGCCAACAACCGACUCCGGUUAACAGUCCUGCCUUCCGGCAUUACCGCUCGCUGAGCACAGAUUCGGCGUCACGCAAAAUGGCUAGGCGCGGUUAUGUGGAAAAUCAUGCCACCACGAAUAUUGCUCAAAUGUUGAAUUAUACGAAACCGAUGGGUCGCUACAAUAUAGGCGUUGGGCCUAAGAUAGACUUGCCCGAUCCGACGAUAAACUUCGGUUGCGAUUUUAAUGCGCGCUACCGCACGGCAAAUGGUGUGUGCAACAAUAAGGCAAAUCCCCGGCUUUAUGGAGCUGCAAUGGUACCCUAUCGACGCAUGGUGGCACCCGAUUAUGCGGAUGGUAUUUGGUUGCCACGUGCCAGUCACGCCAAAAACGACACGCAACUGCCCCCAGCGCGUAAAGUCUCUUUGGAUAUACACCGCGCCUCAUACGAUACAGAUUCAAAUUUCACCGUCAUGCUGGCAGUUUUUGGGCAAUUUCUCGAUCAUGACAUUACUGCCACUUCGUUGUCAUCCUCUGAGGAAGGUGAAUCGAUUAAUUGUUGCUCACUACCUUCAACAAAUAUCCAUCCGGAAUGUUUUCCGGUUCCCAUAUUGCCCGAUGAUCCGUACUAUCAGCGCUACAAUGUGACUUGCUUGAAUUUUGUGCGCUCAGCGCCCGCACCUACUGGACAUUUUGGGCCACGGCAGCAACUAAAUCAAGCAACGGCCUUCAUCGACGCCUCGGCAGUUUAUGGAAAUAACGAGCAGCGGCAACGCCACUUACGUAACAUGCUCAACGGCACCAUCCGUAUGUACAAAACCAGCGACGGCCGUGAAUUGCUACCAAUAUCCACCGAUUUGGAUGAUGGUUGCAAUCGCGCGCAGAUGGUGCGCGAGGGAAAGUAUUGCUUCGAAGCAGGCGACGACCGAGCCAAUGAAAAUUUGCUCUUGACGUCCAUGCAUCUGCUGUGGGCACGCCAUCAUAACUACUUGGCACGUGGUUUGCAAGCAGUCAAUCCGCAUUGGGAUGACGAGAUGGUGUUCCAGGAAUCGCGUAAAAUAUUGAGUGCUAAAAUGGCACAUAUCACUUACAAUGAGUUUUUGCCCAUUUUACUCGGACGCAAAUUGGCGGAGAAAAAAGGCUUGUUGCCAAAUGCAAACGAUUUAGACGCACCGGACACUUACGAUCGGAAUGUAGAUCCACGUAUAGCUAACUGCUUUGCUGGAGCUGCUUUUAGGUUCGCGCACACACUGCUGCCGGGCGUACUCAACGCUACACGUGACAACAACACACCUGAAGCUAUUGAGCUGCAUAAAAUGCUUUUCAAUCCUUUUUCGCUGUGGAACGAGCAUGGCAUCGAUCGGGCACUUCUGACAGCCACCAAUACGGCUGUGUUGCGAGUUGAUCGUUUCUUCUCUUAUGAAGUGACACAGAAAAUAUUCGAAGGCAAUACCGAUGAAGAUAUGAAGCCGCUUUGUGGUCUCGAUUUGGUUUCUCUUAAUAUACAGCGUGGUCGAGAUCAUGGUUUACCAGCAUAUCCUGUGUUUCGCAAGCAUUGCAAACUGCCGCCGGUGGAUACGUGGGAAGAAAUGGCGACCGCAAUUGACGCAGAUACUUUGCAGUCGAUUCGGAAUAUUUAUAGCUCACCGCAUGAUGUGGAUGUAUAUACAGGAGCAUUGAGUGAACCACCAUUAGAUGAUUCCAUUUUCGGACCACUCUUAGCGUGUUUAGUAUCAGACCAGUUCAUGCGGCUAAAAAGAGGUGACUCCCACUGGUACGAAAGGAAGAUAGGGCCACAACGUUUCACGAAAGCUCAAUUGCGUGAAAUCUACAAUGUCACCUUGUCAAAGAUCAUUUGUCGGAACUCUGACGCGGUACAACAGGUGCGACUGUAUGUAAUGGAACGGCGUAAGGAUCCUGGUAAUGGAUAUGUGAAUUGCAGUGAAAUUGGGGAGUUUAACUUCAGCAGUUGGGCUACAUCGCCACGCACAGUCAAGUUGCACAGCGUCGCAGUUAGUCAAGCAAAAAGUUUGAUUCGGGUAAUCAAAGAAAAUGGUAAAAAUAUAACUGAUAGGAUAAAACCGACGACAGAAAAAAAUGUCCGGCAUACUUAGUUCGACGCGUUAUUUAUUGCAAUUGCUUUUUUUUAAAUAUAAAUUUUAGAUUUAAUAAAAUUUUUUACUUAUCGUAUUUUCAUUACUAACGUAAAUUAAAGUGGAUUGUGCAAUU